CCACAUAUAUCCUCAUAAAUAAUCCAAAAAGGUCCACAUCCACACCGCUCACUCCUCCAUUCCUCCGCCUCUUCGCUUCCAUGGCGGCCGCCGGACUCAAGCUCAACCAUAUCGCCCGCGAAUCUCCAAACGUCAAACGCCUAGCUGCUUUCUAUGAAGAGGUGCUAGGUUUCGAAAGGAUCGAAACGCCCAACUUCGGAGACUUUGACGUGAUCUGGCUCCGCCUCUCUCCGAACCUUUCCCUUCAUCUAAUCGAGCGCGACCCGCAGUCAAGACUUCCAGAGGGGCCCCAUGGCUCACCGCCAGAAGGCGCCGUCGCCGAUCCGAGAGGACUCCCUCGCGGUCACCAUAUCUCCUUCGGCGUCUCUAAUUACGACGAAUUCGUCCAAUCUCUCAAGGAAAGAGGGAUUAAGAACUUUGAGAAGACGCAGCCGGAUGGGAAGACCAGACAGGUCUUCUUCUUUGAUCCUGACGGCAAUGGCUUAGAAGUGGGGAGCUGGGGAAACUGAUAAGAUGUAGAAGUUCCACUUGGAAAAGAAAGAGAUCUCGUUCAUAAAUAAUGAGUUUUUUUCUUCCUAGUCAUGCAAACAAAAGCUCUAGCAAUUUGGUAUAAAGCUCUAUUAUCAUGUAUUGAUUGACUGAAUUGUAUGCUUUAUGGGUUCAUGGUCUUCUUGAGCUAUCUUUUGACUGUUACUUUUGCUUUUCUUAAUCUCUCCCUCUAUAUUUGAGUGGCAUCCCAAAUGAAAUUAUCUGAAAA
Dendrobium catenatum is the source of this 757-nucleotide messenger RNA. RefSeq lists its product as uncharacterized. The coding region runs from base 81 to 509 and encodes 142 amino acids. Lineage: Eukaryota; Viridiplantae; Streptophyta; Magnoliopsida; Asparagales; Orchidaceae. The transcript has 4 exons. The record is from RefSeq and is a predicted model, not a curated record.